This is a messenger RNA of Rana temporaria (common frog), 3669 nucleotides long. RefSeq names its product transmembrane serine protease 15 (gene TMPRSS15). Gene Ontology annotation, biological process: proteolysis. The record is from RefSeq and is a predicted model, not a curated record. Gene Ontology annotation, cellular component: membrane. Gene Ontology annotation, molecular function: serine-type endopeptidase activity; protein binding. Bases 223 to 3309 code for a protein of 1028 amino acids. The transcript has 25 exons. NCBI's taxonomy places the organism in Eukaryota, Metazoa, Chordata, Amphibia, Anura, Ranidae.
GGCCCUCAGUGGUUGUUGAAACAUUGGACAUUUUUCAAUACUAUUCUAGAACUCCUGUAGAGUGUCCAUGAAACAUCAGUAAAAAUUAAUGAUUAAUAAUGAAUGAAAUCAAACAAUUGAUUUAAGAAAUCAUAUAUAUAUAUAAAUGCGUCUAUGGAUGGUAUCACUCGGGUAGCAAAAAAGCAAGUGCCUUCUAGUGACAUAAAAACAGAGCUAUAAACAAUGAAGGGGAAGACCAGGCAGCCUCUCACUAACACAGAAGUUUGGCUUAUUACAUUGCUAGUAUUGUUCAUCCUUAUCUCUGUUGGACUGGUGGUGUUUGCAUGGAUUAUUGUUAAAGAUCUGACUGCCGCAGAUCAAGUUAAUACAGUGCAAGGAUCCUUUAAAAUAACUUCAGGAGCAACAUACACAUCUGAAUUGCAAGAUCCAAGUUCAUCAAACUUCAAAUCACUGGCUUUUGAUGUCCAGAAAAUGAUCAAUGAAAUCUUCCAAUCUAGUCAGCUGAAGUUUGAAUAUAGAACAUCUGAAAUUGUGCAAUUCCGAAAUGGAAGCGUGAUCGUGGUUUUCAAUGCGCUUUUUGCUCAAAUUUUACCAAGCGAAAAGAUUCAGACAGAAUUGAGAACUGGGAUUGAGAAUAAUAAUUCUAAUUUUACAAAGUGGUUUGAAAUAGAUGUCCAAAGUGUCAUCAUCGCAGAUGCACUGUUUAUUACCACAGCAAGUCCUUCCACAUCAAGUCUAACCACAUCAAGAUUAUCCACACUUGGUAGCAGAGCUACAACAGCAGGUGCAGCCGCAUGUCCCCUCAAUGAGAAGUUGUGCGCGGAUAAUCUUACAUGCAUACAACAAUCCCUGUUUUGUGAUGGGAUACCAAACUGUCCAGACGGUUCUGAUGAAUUCACCAAAACAUGCGGCUCACGCUGUGAUGGUCAGUUUCUGUUAACUGGAGAUGAAGGAACAUUUCAUUCUCAAAAUUAUCCAGAAAAUUACGAACCAAAUCUAUUUUGUCGCUGGAUAAUAAGUGUUAAGAACAGUUUGAACAUCGAAUUAAAAUUUGUGUCUUUUGAUAUUGAAAAUUACGCAGAUGUGUUAAGGUUUUACGAAGGCUUUGGACCAAACAAAACCCUGAGAGCUUUUCAUGAUCGCUCCACAAAUCCUGGGAUAAUUCGGAUUUUUUCUGAUAAAGCAACAGUAGAAUUUGAAACUGAUUCGUUUUCUUAUGGUCGGCCAGGCUUUUUAGCAAUCUACACAACUUUUACCAACAGCAGUAUAUCCAAUGAAAAGAAGAUAGAUUGCACUUUUGAAGAUGGAUUUUGUUUCUGGAUUCAGAAUAUAAGAUUGGAUGAAGACUGGAUAGAAUGGAUACGAUACAAUGGCCCAAGUGGUCUUCCAAUAGUUGGUCCUGAUGUUGACCAUACAAUUGGAAAUGCAUCUGGUUUUUAUAUAACAACUCCACGAACACCUGGAUAUGGUUCACAAAUUCGCAUUUCAAGUCUACCUUUAAUUCCAACCUCAGAACCACUCUGUCUUAGUUUUUGGUAUUUUAUGUAUGGCCCCAAUGUAUUCCAUUUCAAUGUUCUAAAAAUAUUUGGAAAUGGCUCUGAACAAGUUGUUUUCUCUAAAGAAGGAAACUAUGGCAUGAACUGGAAUCCUGGACAGGUCACCCUAAAGGAAACUUCUGAAAUGGUGGUGGCAUUUGAAGCCAUUACAAAUGGAUGGUAUAGUGACAUUGCAUUAGAUGAUCUAAAAUUGUCUCUUGGAAAAUGCAAUGAAAGUAUGUAUCCCGAACCAACUCGUGUUCCUACUCCGGUUAUCACGACCCCUGGUCCAUAUGAUUGUGGUGGCCCGGCUGAAUUAUGGGAAACCAAUGGUACCUUUAGCUCUCCAAUGUACCCUCAAAACUACCCCAACCUUGCUUCAUGUGUAUGGUAUUUGAACGCAGCUGUAGGAGAAAAUAUCCAGCUGCAUUUUGAAGUGUUUGAUCUGGAGUACAUAUAUGAUGUUGUUGAAGUUCGAGAUGGCAAAGGACCAGAAUCAUUGUUACUGGCUGUUUAUACAGGAGUUAAUCCAUUGCCUGAUGUUUUCUCCACAACCAAUCAGAUGACAGUGUAUUUCACAUCAGAUUCAACUUCAACAGCAAAAGGAUUUCUGGCCAACUUUACCACUGGUUACCACUUAGGCAUGCCAGCUCCUUGCAAUUCAACAUCAUUUCAGUGUAACAGCGGUGAAUGCAUUUCACAAAGGAGCGUCUGUGACGGGCACCACGAUUGUCCUGAUGGGUCAGAUGAAAAGGACUGUGUGCGUAUAUCCAACAGCAGUUCAAGUGGAUUAGUUGAGUUCAAAGUUGACAAUCAAUGGCAUACAGCAUGUUUCGAUCUCUGGAAUGAAGAGAUUUCCAAUAAUAUUUGUCAUCAGUUGGGUUUAGGAAAUGUGAACGUAUCAUCACCUGUACUGUCAAGCUCAACUGGGCCAUUUGCAAUAUUAGUGCAAGCUACUGAUGGUACUCUGGGUCUUCAGCUAAGUAAUCAGUGUGCCAAUCAGAAUGUUAUUUAUAUUGGAUGCAACCCCAGAGAAUGUGGAAAGAGAGUCUUGGACAGCUCAAGAAUAGUUGGUGGAACGGAUGCGGCAGUAGGUGCAUGGCCUUGGAUCGUCUCUCUGUAUUACAAUGAAAGACAAGUAUGUGGAGCAUCUCUGGUGAACAAUGAGUGGUUGGUGUCAGCAGCUCACUGUGUCUACGGGAGGAACUUGGUACCAUCCAAAUGGAAAGCCAAUCUAGGAAUGCAUAACAGUGCUAAUCUCGGCUACCCGCAAACGGAAACCAGAUGGAUUGACCAGAUCAUCAUAAACCCACAUUACAACAAACGCACAAAAAACAGCGACAUAGUCAUGAUGCAUCUAAAUGUUAAGGUUAAUUAUACAGAUUACAUCCAGCCUGUGUGUUUACCAGAGAACCUGCAAGAUUUUCCAUCUGGACUGAAUUGUUCCAUUGCUGGGUGGGGACGAACCCAAAGUCAAGGUCCUAUUCCUAACAUAUUGCAAGAAGCCCAGGUACCUCUGAUAACCAAUGAGAAAUGCCAACAGCAAAUGCCUGAGUAUAAUAUAACCAACAAAAUGAUCUGCGCUGGAUAUAAUGAAGGAGGGAUCGACACAUGUCAGGGAGACUCUGGUGGCCCGCUGAUGUGUCGGCAGGAAAACCGAUGGUACCUGGUGGGAGUGACUUCAUUUGGAUAUGGAUGUGCCCAACCAGAAAGACCUGGCGUUUAUGCACGAGUGACAACUUUUACAGAAUGGAUUCAAAGCUUUCUGAUUUAGAGAAUACCUUCAACAAAGCCUCAUAUCUUUUUUACACAAUGCUUUGCACAAUUUAAAAUGUGAACAAAAUGCUAAUGUUUAAUAAAUUGUGUGUUAUUACUUAGUGCUUUUGUAUCACAAUAUUUAAUUACCUCAUACCAUUGUAAAAAUGUUAGAACCACUUUUGUGAUUUGCUAACAAAAACAGUUUAGGUGAAACAAUUAUUUUAGCCAUUGAUGUGCAUUUUACAUAGACAUAGUAGUUAUUCUGCAUAAUUUUCAUUUUGCAAAAUGUUAUAUUUAAAGUAAAUAUAGUAUAUUUGUAGUGAGUGCAUUUUGAGCUUUUCUUGCAGUGUUUACAUUAAAGUAAUUUCUAAUAUGA